GUUAGUUCCUGUUAGGCCCCGGCCGGGGGAGUAGGUUGAAGUCUCCUAAGAUGCCCGGUGGGCUGGGGCACCCGGAGCUGUGAAGAGGGCGUCAGGAGGCGGUGAGGGGAGACACGCGGCUGGCCUGAAGAAGAGCGGCGGCCGAGCCCGCCUUCCCUGCACCAUGCUUAUAGAGGAUGUGGAUGCCCUCAAGUCCUGGCUGGCCAAGUUACUGGAGCCGAUAUGUGAUGCUGACCCUUCAGCCUUAGCAAACUAUGUUGUAGCUUUGGUCAAGAAGGACAAACCUGAGAAGGAACUGAAAGCCUUUUGUGCUGAUCAGCUUGACGUCUUUUUGCAAAAAGAAACUUCAGGUUUUGUGGAUAAACUUUUUGAAAGUCUCUAUACUAAGAAUUACCUUCCACCUUUGGAACCAGUUAAGCCUGAGCCAAAACCACCAGUCCAAGAAAAAGAAGAAAUUAAAGAAGAGGUAUUUCAGGAGCCAGUAGAGGAUGAACGAGAUGGCAGAAAAAAGAAAUAUCCUAGUCCCCAGAAGACUCGUUCAGAAUCCAGUGAGCGAAGGACACGUGAGAAGAAAAGAGAAGAUGGUAAGUGGAGAGACUAUGACCGGUACUAUGAACGGAAUGAAUUGUACCGUGAGAAAUAUGACUGGAGAAGAGGUCGGAGUAAAAGCCGCAGUAAGAGCCGAGGCCUGAGUCGAAGUAGAAGUCGAAGCAGGGGUCGCAGCAAAGACCGGGAUCCAAAUAGAAAUGUUGAGCAUAGGGAAAGAUCAAAGUUUAAGAGUGAAAGGAACGACUUGGAGAGUUCCUAUGUGCCUGUGUCUGCACCCCCUGCAAACUCUUCUGAGCAGUAUUCCUCCGGGGCGCAGUCUAUUCCCAGCACUGUCACUGUGAUUGCACCUGCGCACCAUUCUGAAAACACAACAGAGAGUUGGUCUAAUUACUACAACAAUCACAGCUCUUCCAAUUCUUUUGGUCGAAACCCACCACCAAAGAGGCGAUGCAGAGAUUAUGAUGAAAGAGGAUUUUGUGUACUUGGUGACCUUUGUCAGUUUGAUCAUGGAAAUGAUCCCCUGGUUGUUGAUGAAGUUGCUCUGCCAAGCAUGAUUCCUUUCCCUCCACCUCCUCCUGGACUUCCUCCUCCUCCACCUCCUGGGAUGUUAAUGCCUCCGAUGCCAGGCCCAGGUCCUGGCCCAGGUCCAGGCCCAGGCCCAGGUCCAGGCCCAGGUCCAGGUCCUGGCCACAAUAUGAGACUUCCUGUUCCCCAAGGACAUGGCCAGCCUCCACCUUCUGUUGUUCUUCCCAUACCAAGACCACCCAUAACACAGUCAAGUUUGAUAAACAACCGUGAUCAGCCUGGGACAAAUACAGUGCCCAAUCUUGCACCUGUGGGAGCAAGACUACCUCCUCCUUUACCCCAGAACCUCCUUUAUACAGUAUCAGAACGACAGCCCAUGUACUCUCGUGAACAUGGUGCUGCUGCAUCUGAGCGACUUCAGUUGGGGACACCGCCUCCUCUUUUGGCAGCUCGUUUGGUGCCACCUCGAAAUCUCAUGGGAUCUUCCAUUGGGUACCAUACCUCAGUCUCCAGCCCCACCCCUCUGGUCCCAGAUACAUAUGAACCAGAUGGCUAUAACCCAGAAGCUCCUAGUAUUACCAGUUCUGGUAGAUCUCAGUACAGACAGUUCUUUUCAAGAACACAGACACAGCGCCCAAAUCUGAUUGGCCUAACAUCUGGAGACAUGGAUGCAAAUCCAAGAGCUGCAAACAUUGUCAUCCAGACUGAACCACCAGUCCCUGUUUCAGUUAAUAGCAACAUAACCAGAGUUGUUCUUGAACCAGAUAGCCGAAAAAGAGCUAUGAGUGGUUUGGAAGGCCCACUCACAAAGAAACCUUGGCUGGGAAAGCAGGGGAAUAACAAUCAGAGUAAACCAGGAUUCUUGAGAAAGAAUCAAUAUACAAACACCAAAUUAGAAGUCAAGAAAAUCCCUCAGGAAUUGAACAACAUUACCAAGCUCAACGAACACUUCAGCAAAUUUGGAACUAUUGUUAACAUCCAGGUUGCUUUUAAGGGAGAUCCAGAAGCUGCCCUCAUUCAAUAUCUUACGAAUGAGGAGGCGAGGAAAGCCAUUUCCAGCACAGAAGCAGUUCUAAACAACCGAUUCAUUAGAGUGCUGUGGCAUAGGGAAAAUAAUGAGCAGCCAGCACUACAGUCCCCAACACAGCUGCUCCUGCAGCAGCAGCAAACACUUAGUCACCUGUCACAGCAGCACCAUCACCUGCCCCAGCACCUUCAGCAACAGCAGGUGCUGGUGGCUCAGUCUCCUCCCUCGACGGUACAUGGAGGUAUACAAAAGAUGAUGAACAAGCCACAGAGCUCAGGUGCAUACGUUCUUAACAAAGUUCCCGUUAAACAUCGUCUUGGACUUGCAAGUGGUAACCAGAGUGAUACCGCACACUUAUUGAAUCAGUCUGGUGGUGCUGGUGAGGAUUCCCAGAUAUUUGCAACUCCAAGUCAUCAAAAAAUGGUUUACAGCUCCCCAAACUUAAAGACACCUUCAAAACUUUGUUCAGGGUCUAAAUCACAUGAUGUUCAAGAAGUUCUUAAAAAGAAGCAGGAAGCAAUGAAGUUACAACAAGACAUGAGGAAAAAGAGGCAAGAAGUGUUAGAAAAGCAAAUUGAAUGCCAGAAGAUGCUAAUAUCUAAGUUAGAAAAAAACAAAAGCAUGAAACCAGAAGAGAGAGCAAAUAUAAUGAAGACUUUGAAAGAGCUUGGAGAAAAGAUCUCACAAUUGAAAGAUGAAUUAAAAACAUCUUCUGCAGUCUCCAUACCAUCUAAAGUAAAGACAAAAACAGAGGCCCAGAAAGAACUGUUAGAUACUGAACUGGACCUUCACAAGAGGUUAUCCUCAGGAGAAGACACGACAGAAUUGCGGAAAAAACUGAGUCAGUUACAAGUUGAGGCUGCACGAUUAGGUAUUUUACCUGUGGGUCGAGGAAAGACCAUGUCUUCUCAAGGUCGGGGGAGAGGCCGAGGUCGUGGAGGACGAGGAAGAGGCUCUCUCAAUCACAUGGUGGUUGACCACCGCCCCAAAGCACUAACAGUUGGGGGAUUCAUUGAGGAGGAAAAAGAUGAAUUACUUCAACAUUUCUCAGCUCCAAACCAAGGGUCAAAAUUCAAAGACCGUCGGCUGCAAAUAUCAUGGCACAAGGCCAAGGUGCCUUCUGUCUCCAAUGAGACUGAGGAAGAAGAAGUCAAGGAGGAGGAAACAGAAACCUCAGAUUUGUUUUUGCAUGAUGACGACGACGAAGAUGAAGAUGAAUAUGAAUCUCGUUCAUGGCGAAGAUGAAAUCUGAUUCAAGCUGUAUAAUUUUUAGGAAUAUUGUUUAGAAGAACAACUUUUUAAAAUUAUUUAAAGAAGUCAAUGAGCCAAAAAUUUUCUUUUUAUUUUCUUUUCAACACAGUAGGUUUAAGGACAGCAAGUUUGCUAUUUAAACACAUCUCAUAACUGUUCAUGAUAUUAAAGCACCAAAGGCCUAGUGACUUUUACACAGUUGUGAAGAUCCACAGGAAUGACACGGAUAAUCUCUAGAGCCUUAUUUUCCACACCAUCUCUUUUUGUUGCUAUUGGUGUUGGAUUAUAAUGUAAAUGACAGGGUGUUCAGAAAUUUUAUUUUGGAUUAUAAUCUGCUGAUAAAAUUUCAUUAAAUGUCAAAAUUGCCUGGAAUCUCUUAACUCUUAGCUAUUAUGGAUGGGACGUCAGACAGUAGGAGAUAUUUGUGAUUAAAAUGCCCUUUUGCUUUCUAAAAUUAUCUUGGAAGGAAAGUAAAUUUAAUUUUUUUACUGUGGAGGAGCCCAAUUUCUAUUCAGUCUAAAUUGUUGUGGGGGUUCUCUGUAUAGUAGUGACUGCUACAUUCAGUGUAAAUCACAGCAGACUCUGUGUUUUUAAAUGCAGUAAGGCAGUGGUAGCUAGCUCCAUAGGAUUUCCAUUCUCUUAUCAUACUAACUCUGCUGUACUCUGCUAUUGAUCCUUAGUUUACUUUGAUACUUAAUGAACAUUGAUACAAUUGGUCCUUUUUCUUUACAUUCUUACAAAGUAAAAGGCUUUCAGCUAUUGCCCCUUUCUUGUCCCUGUUUUCUUUCUCCUGCAUUUUUACUCCUAGGCUUGAUUUAUCCAUUAUUGAGAUAAGUGAUUUUUUACAGUCACCAAAAGUCAGUCCUCAAUAAAAAGUUGAAACCAGCACCUUGAUAAAUAAGUGAUGUUUUGAUGAGAAUAAUGUAAAAAUUUUUAGAGGGGAGGCACCAGCUUUUUAUUUUUAUUUUUAAAAGCUUCAGUUUAGUUACACAAAAGGGUUAAAAAGUGUGAAAUUCUUUUCCUAAAAUUAAACCAUGAUGGUUUGGUGACCGGGGGUAGGGUGGGCUUGGGUGGGGUAGGGGAUGGGUAUGCUAGUAAUAAAUGGGAGUCAUACUUGACUUUGAUCAGAUGAACUUAUAUUUUCAUAAUUUUGUAGCUUGUUGCUAUCCAUGAACGUGCAUCCUUCAGUAGGCAGUUUCCUUCACUGUGUGCAUUUUUACUGUACACUCUAUAGAGUAGAGUAUCUGUUAAGUAAAAUAUAUAUGUAAAUUUAUGUCCUUGUGUCCUGGAUGUUAGAUGGAAAAGCAGAGGAGCAACACUACACUGUAUUGACCCCUGGGGAAAUAAAAUGAUUGAUGUACAUAGGAUGUCACUUUUUCAAGGAUAUACACAUCUGUUUUAUAAAUGUGUGGUGUGAAAAUUUGAAACUUCCUGUUGGCUUCAAAAGGUUCUUGGUGAUCGCUGUAUUAAGGAUUUUGUUUCCUGAAGUGAAGACUCUUUCUCACAGUAGAACCUAUUCACUAAGAAACUUAAAACCAUCAGGACUCUAGAUUUACUUAGCUACAAGACGUUAUAUCCCACAUCCUGAUUCUCUUUUCUACAUAUUUUCCUGGAAUGAUGUAUCAAGCCAGGAUCAUUUUUAAGUUCAUAAUAAUAAAGAUUUCCUCUUUGUAGGUUAUUAUAUUUCUGAAAACACUGAAACUAAAAUAAGCUUAAAAAAGAAGUAGAACAUUGCAAUGGGGUACCUAGAAUAAGCAAUCUUGCUCCUUCCUCCUCCAUCAUCUCUAAUGAAAUUUUCUUGAUGUCUGUGGCUCAGUUGGUAUAUAUUUUGAAAGAUUCAUUGUGGUGAAUAUUUUGAGUCCUGACAAUUUAAACGUGAUAGAGGGAACAAAGGAUUUAUAUAUUUUUUGUACAAAGUUUUUUCUUAAGCUGUAUAAUUUUGUAAAUAAUUUGUUUGGUUUUUUUGUGUACUAAAACUACCAGCGUAUAGAUUUCAAUAAGAAUUGUUGUAUUUUUGUAUUUGGAAACUGAAAAUUACAGUAAAUUAAUGGAUCUGUAAGAAAAUUUUCAGUAGACUGACAGUUUGACAGAAUGAGAUUCCUUUUCAUAUGAUUUUUUUAAACCUCAAAAUUGACAUCUAAUACUCUAAAUAUGAAGAGAUAAGGAUUUGUUUGAAUUUUUAGUUAUGGGGGAGGGGAGAUUUGAAGGAAAGGGUGUGACCAGAUAGAUAGUUUUUCAGUAAGAGUUGAGGCUCUUUGUAUAAAAGUUUUCAGCAUAUCUUAAAUAGGAUUUAAGUGCUUUAAAAAUGUCCUUUCUAAGAAUCCUGAAACAUGUUUUGACUCUCAAAAAUUAACUCAAAAGUAUGGAUUAAAAGUCAUAUUAGAAAUUUUUAAAGUUAGUAUAAAGUGACUAAAUGUGUAUGUACAUAUUUUUUCCUUUAGAUUUUUUCAUCCCCACCCUCAAGUCCCCAAGUGUUUGAAUUUCUGUGAAAACCAAGUAACUACCAUGACUUGCUUUCUUGACAUCUUGUAUAGAAAAAACAUAGUACCUGAGGCAAAUUCUGUUAUUUUCAAUAUGUCUGAUAUCUUUAUAAAUAGCUGAUGAGGAAAUACCACCACCAAUUUGGCCAGGUCAACCUGGUUUGCUAGUGGAUUGCUGCUCAGGCAUAAAAAGAUGACCCCAGGGAUGCACAAUUUCCCUCAAUUCAUGUUAUCACUUGGGGGGAACAUCAUCAGUAGCUAAGAUGACAUUUUGGAAAACAGUCUUGUUUAGGGUGGAAAAGGUCCAUGGUUAUGGAUCGUUAUUUCAAAAUGAAGGAAAAAAUCAUGUGAAAAGGAAUAGUGGUUCAUCUUGAUGUAUAGUAUGCCUGUAUUAUAGUUUUUACAAAAUUGUGAACUUGUGUAAUAGUAUAAUAGGAGAUAUUGUUGAAUUUCUAACUGUUUAUAUACAUUUAAAUUCAUAUAUGUAAUGUUUGUUUUAUCGAUUACAAUCUGAAUUUCUAAGAAGCAUGUUGACUUUUGCAAUAAAGAUGCAAUAUGGAAUGGUUCACAAUUGGCAAAAAAAGAAAAAAAGAUAAAAAGUAUUAUGAAUUUAAAAGAAUUUGAAAAUUUUAUGAACCAUUCCAAAAUUAUAACAAUCACCAAAA
Messenger RNA from Condylura cristata (star-nosed mole), 6497 nucleotides. RefSeq names its product RNA binding motif protein 27 (gene RBM27). The record is from RefSeq and is a predicted model, not a curated record. The transcript is spliced from 21 exons. Gene Ontology annotation, cellular component: nucleus. NCBI's taxonomy places the organism in Eukaryota, Metazoa, Chordata, Mammalia, Eulipotyphla, Talpidae. The coding region runs from base 164 to 3346 and encodes 1060 amino acids. Gene Ontology annotation, molecular function: RNA binding; metal ion binding. Gene Ontology annotation, biological process: mRNA processing.